Molecule: messenger RNA, 1480 nt
Organism: Aplysia californica (California sea hare)
Lineage: Eukaryota; Metazoa; Mollusca; Gastropoda; Aplysiida; Aplysiidae
Source: RefSeq, a predicted model, not a curated record
AACUCUUGGCGAUAGAGCGACUGAAGCCGAGCCCGACUAAGAACGAUCGUUACACAAUUAUCUGCGCCUUUAAGGAGGCAAGAAUAACAGGCCAAGGAAGAGAAGGAAGGUAGAAAGAAAACAAGCGAGUAUUAUUGCCGGCUUUCUGUUGUUGUGUUUGGCCAAAGAUGUCGGCGUGCGCUGGCUAGUUACUUCUCGUCUGCAAGGGGCUGCGGAAGAAAUCUCGAGGCGGGAGAAAAAAUUCCAGAGCGUUGGAGCGGAUUACCGACUUGUUUUGCUGUUUGGCUUGUUUCGUUUCUUUUCUUUUCUCUUCAGUUCUCAUGCGAGAUUUUUGUUACGAAGGAAGUCUUUUGCACUUUGUAGUUCGGACCGUGGUUUCGAGUUCGCGUUUUAUUUGGUGUCAUUCGCUUGGAGCUCGGAGCAGAGUUGCCAGCUAAAAUUUACCCGCUGCCGGGUUCAUAAUCUGCGGGCUAAGUGCUCAACUUGAGGAAUAAUCUCCAACGAGCAGUUCCCGCUGAACGGUUGUUCAUCGUGUGGGUGCUGAAGUUAUUUCAGACUCACUUACGAAACAUCCAACUACAUUAACCCCUGAAGACAUCAAACCAGACUGAUCUCUGAAACGGACACUUGUAUCUAACCUACACAAAAUGGUGUACGGUUCCCCACCAUUGGACUUGAAUGCGUGACCUUUGUGACCUUUGUGACCUUUGUGACCUUUGUGACCUUUGCCCUGACCAUGAGUAGCUACGCACUGACUGUCAGCCCGUCCCACGAGCAUCACCACCACCACCAUCCUCUGCACCACUUCAACAGCAGCAACAACAACAGCAGCAACAACAACAACAGCAACAACAACAGCAGCAGCGGCGUUGGUGGUGGUAACGUCGGCGUCGGCGGCAGCGGUGGCGUCAGCAACAACUACUACUACCACCACCCCCACCACCAGUACUACCCGCACUACUUCUACCAGUUCCCUAGCAACUUCGACAAACUCCAUCCGGCAUAUCACCACGCCGGACUAAUUCCCGGAAGUGACGUCAGCUCGGACCUAACGGGAUCUCUUGUCGACGGAAGCGAGCUUAUCAACAGUGGCAACAAUCACCAUAGCAACAAUGUAAACGGAAAGGGUAGUUUUUCCGUCAGCCAUUUGCUAGAUUUAAAGAAAAACCACGGAGUUCUGACUGCUGGCAGCGAUAACUGUAACAGUAGCAUAGGGAGUGUUGAGGACGCGCAGGAGAACGGGGACGAGUCGGAUCAGAAUAUUGAUCAAAAAGGGAAUAUCCCUUGCAUCAUUGAAAGCAAUAACAACAGGAAUAAAAGUAGCAGUGGUGGAAUCAGUGGAUCUAAUCAGAAGAACGGCGACUCUUUUGUGAAUAGCAGCAACACUAGGAACAGCGACAACAACAACAGCAGCAACAGCAGCAACAGCAGCAACAGCAGCAGUAGGGGCAACGGAGGUGGUGGUGGGGGCGGCCAAUAA